AUGAAUUUUGAUGCAUAAACUGUGUUAGCGACUCAAAUUGGUAAAAAAAGAAUACUUGAAUUAAUACCUUUUGAGGAUAACUUGAUAACAGUUUUAAAUUACAAGAAAACAUUAGCAAUUAGAAUUUUUGAACACUAAUAAUCGAAACACAAAGAUUUUGGCAAUUCGGAUUAAAAAUUUUGA
Paramecium octaurelia is the source of this 183-nucleotide messenger RNA. Lineage: Eukaryota; Ciliophora; Oligohymenophorea; Peniculida; Parameciidae. The record is from the annotation of a GenBank genome assembly.